Messenger RNA from Verticillium alfalfae VaMs.102, 339 nucleotides. RefSeq names its product cutinase-1. Gene Ontology annotation, biological process: carbohydrate catabolic process. Gene Ontology annotation, molecular function: cutinase activity. The record is from RefSeq and is a predicted model, not a curated record. The coding region runs from base 1 to 339 and encodes 112 amino acids. Lineage: Eukaryota; Fungi; Ascomycota; Sordariomycetes; Glomerellales; Plectosphaerellaceae. The transcript is spliced from 2 exons. Gene Ontology annotation, cellular component: extracellular region.
AUGAGCAGUGUCCUGCUCGGUGCGGCGAUGAACUGUCCAGCCUCCAAGGUCGUCGUCGGCGGUUACAGCCAAGGCGCAGCGGUCGCGCACAGGUCAAUAGAAAGCCUCCCGCCCGUGGCCAAGGACCAGAUAGUUGGUGUCCUCAUGGUUGGCGACACCCAGAAGAUGCAGGACGGCAGUCGUAUAUUCAGCUUUCCGCCUGACAGAGUGUCGUUUCUGUGCAAUCCGGGAGAUGUCAUUUGCGACGGGCAGCUGGUAGUGCUGGCCCCGCACCUGGAUUAUACACGCCGUGCUGGCGAGGGCGUCGGAUUUCUGGCAUCGAAGAUUGGUAAAUUGUAG